Molecule: messenger RNA, 321 nt
Organism: Ogataea haglerorum
Lineage: Eukaryota; Fungi; Ascomycota; Pichiomycetes; Pichiales; Pichiaceae
Exons: 2
Coding region: 1-321 (106 amino acids)
Source: RefSeq, a predicted model, not a curated record
AUGCGCUCUCCCUUCCCAUAUAGGGGCAGGAAACCCGGCCGUAUUUCGCCAGGGGGCAUACACCGGCACUCUCCACAAGUUCGCUGGAGAGAGCCGGGUUUUAGAGGCCUCGCGAGGGAGGCCACCAAAUAUGAUGUCGGAGUUUCAAGCUGCGUAUGCUGUGAUGGACGUAGCUUUGGCAAUGACCGAAAAUCUCGUGACCGUUCCAAUGGUACCAAUAAAUCAAGCAAAGGCCGGUCAGGUGUAAGGUUGAAGUAUAGUGACGCCACUGCUGGCGGAACCACGUCUAAUUCGCCGGCGCUUCGAAACGGUGCAAACUAA